This is a messenger RNA of Danaus chrysippus (African queen), 1989 nucleotides long. The record is from the annotation of a GenBank genome assembly. Lineage: Eukaryota; Metazoa; Arthropoda; Insecta; Lepidoptera; Nymphalidae.
AUGGCCGCUGCAGGCAAGAAAUCAAAGAAAAUAAAAUGGAUCAAAGCCGACGCCACAAACUUUAUUGCGGAGUCAACCAAUAUCCCAACAGCAAACAAUUGGGCGGACUCCGUAGAUGAUGAACAGAGUUUUGCAUAUUCGAGCUCGUCCCGCAACCGCGGGCCGGUUGUACUGCCGUCCGCAUCGCGCGCAGCACGUGGAGGCCUGGCUGUUGAUGAUGAGUCAAUACCGCGGCGCCCACCCUACAUCGCUCAUAUAUCAAACCUGCCCUAUGAUGUCGAAGAAAGCGCCAUCAUGGAGCUCUUUGCAGGACUCAAGAUCAAUAACUUGAGAUUGCCAAAGGAGGGAGGCCGUCUCAAAGGCUUUGGUGAUGUAGAUUUCGAAGACAGGGAGAGUCUUGUCAAUGCUAUGAACCUACCGGAUCUGAUAAUCAGCGGAAGGAGACUUAGAAUUGAGGUGUCGAACCAAGACAAUGAUCGUCGUAUGGGCAGAAAUAAAUCUGAUCGAGACAGGGAGUAUGACCCCGAGCGUACUAUGGGAGACUGGCGUUCUGGACCUCGGGCUGUACCCGAACCAGUGAGGGGCAGAGAUAGAGAUAGGGAGAGGGACAGAGAUAGGGAAAGGGAAUCAAGCGCAGAUAAUCGUCCGGGCGGCUGGCGGGAUGCUGAGCGACCGGAGCCGCCGCGGGCGCCCUACGGCGGCCGGGACUCAUAUGGACGAGACAGAGAAGGCGGUCGUGAACGCGGCUACGGUGGUCGUGAUGGAUUCCGCACAGCAGAUAGAGAUGGUUAUGGGAGUCGUGAGGGACGAGGUUUCGGCGGUCGAGGGUUCGGUGAUCGGGAUCGUGAUCGCGAUCCGCCCAGAGAAGACAAACCUCGCGAGCGUCCUAAAUUGAACCUGUUACCUCGCACGGUGCCUUUGGAAGUCGAGCCCGCGCCCGCACCACCUGCCUCAGAAGAACGUCCGACAGCCAAACCUGUGCCCGCUGAGAAAGUAUUCGGUGCCGCCAAGCCAGUCGACACGGCUGCUAAGGAACGUGAAAUAGAGGAACGUCUACGAAAACAAGAAGAGGAAGCUAGAAAAGCCGCUGAGGAAAAGGAGCGUUGGGGACGCAGAAAUGAUCAUUCUGGUGAUCGUCGAGGUGGUCCAAGGCGUGAUGAUCGCGACCGCGGCAGAGAUUCCCGCAGCUACAACCGUGACCGCGCAGACUACUCCCGUGACGAUAGGGACAGACGCGACGGUUCCAGGGACGACAGGGACAAGCGAGACUACUCCCGGGACAAUAGGGAUAGGCGGGACUACUCCAAGGAUGACCGGGACAGGCGGGACUAUUCUAAGGAUGACAGGGACAGGCGCGACUACAAUAAAGAUGACAGGGAUAGGCGCGAUUACAACAAGGACGACAAAGAAAAGCGCGAUUACAACAGGGAUGAUAGGGAAAAGCGUGAUUACAACAGGGAUGAUAGGGAAAAGCGUGAUUACAACAGGGAUGAUAGGGAAAAGCGUGAUUACAACAGGGAUGAUAGGGAAAAGCGCGAUUACAAUAGGGAUGAUAGGGAAAAGCGCGAUUACAAUAGGGAUGACAGGGAAAAGCGCGAUUACAACAGAGAUGAUAGAGAAAAGCGCGAUUACAACAGAGAUGAUAGGGAAAAGCGCGAUUACAACAGGGAAGACAGGCGACGCGACUACAACAGGGAUGAUAAUAAGGAUAGAAGAGACUACUCGGGGGAGGAUAGGGAUAGGCGGUACAGGGAUGAGGGUGACCGCAGGGAUGGAGAGCAGGACUCACGGCGGGACGGAGCCGACCGUCCGCGGCAGGAGUCGCCAGAAAGACGCGGCGACAACGACCUACGUAACGGAAGGCGUAGUCGAGAGAGAUACGAAGAGGACAGGCCGCUACCCAAGCUAAAGGAACAGGAAAAACCGAACUUUGUUGCAUCAAAUAAAUUCAGCUUCUUGGAGGACGCGGACGACGGCGGCUCCGACUAA